AUGGCACGAAACAUCACGGAAACAUGGCCGGUCCAUGAGAUAAUUUACACGGCGAUCGUAGGCGUUCUUAUGUUAGCGGCCCUUCUCGAGUGGUUUCUGUGGUUAUCUGCCUUUCUGUAUUGCUUGGUCAAGGUUUUCCAGAAGGCAGAGCAUUGGACAAUUAGGGUGCUAGCGAUUGCCGUCGGUUUCCUGUUCACGGGGCUUCGUUUUAUCUUCUUACCCAUCAUGGUCGUCACUCUACCUCUCCCUAGCCAGAUAACCCAGUACUGGCCACCCAAUAUGGUCGACAUCCUUCAGUGGUUCGCAUUCUGGAGUUUUGCGGGAUUGUUAACCGUUCCGUGGCUUUUCUGCGUUUACCAGCUUGUCACUCAUCAACUCGGGAGGAGGAAACGGGUUAAAGAAGUAUUGGAUGAGGUCUCUGCACCCAAAGUCGUCAUUGUGAUGCCUUGCUAUAAGGAGGAGCCGGAUGUCCUCGUUACAGCUAUCAACUCAGUUGUGGACUGCGAUUACCCCCCUUCGUGCAUUCACGUAUUUCUCUCAUUCGAUGGAGACCAGGAAGACGAAUUGUAUCUCAACACGAUCGAGAAGCUUGGUGUUCCUCUUACGUUAGAAUCAUACCCUAAGAGUAUCGAUGUUUCAUACCGAUCGGCUCGAAUUACGGUCUCACGUUUUCCCCACGGUGGAAAGCGACACUGUCAAAAGUCGACAUUUAAACUCAUCGACAAAGUCUAUAAAGAGUACCUCAAGCGGAACGAUAACCUAUUCAUUCUCUUCAUCGACUCGGAUUGCAUACUGGAUAGGGUGUGUCUGCAAAACUUCAUAUACGACAUGGAACUUAGCCCAGGGAACAGCAGGGACAUGUUGGCCAUGACGGGUGUCAUUACCUCGACGACAAGGAAGCAUAGUAUCAUCACCUUGCUUCAAGAUAUGGAAUACAUCCACGGCCAGCUGUUUGAAAGGACUGUAGAGUCAGGAUGCGGCGCGGUCACAUGCUUACCAGGAGCCUUGACCAUGUUACGAUUCUCUGCAUUCCGAAGAAUGGCCAAAUACUACUUUGCAGACAAAGCUGAGCAGUGCGAGGACCUAUUUGACUUCGCGAAAAGCCAUUUGGGCGAAGAUCGAUGGCUUACCCAUCUUUUCAUGAUUGGGGCCAAGAAGCGGUACCAGAUUCAAAUGUGUACUUCGGCGUUUUGUAAAACGGAAGCAGUGCAGACCGUUAAGUCGCUGAUUAAACAACGGCGAAGAUGGUUCCUUGGGUUUAUCACGAACGAAGUUUGCAUGUUGACCGACUGGCGUCUUUGGAAGAGAUACCCAAUCUUGCUCGUGGUGCGAUUCAUGCAGAAUACGAUACGGACGACGGCUUUGCUUUUCUUUAUCAUGAUGCUUUCGAUAAUGACGACGACUAUAAGGAUUGAUCGGCUUCCCGUCGGAUUCAUUGCUAUUUCCCUCGGCCUGAACUGGCUUAUGAUGAUUUACUUUGGCUUAAAGCUAAAGCGAUUCAAGAUUUGGCUCUACCCAAUAAUGUUCAUUCUUAACCCCUUUUUCAAUUGGUACUAUAUGGUCUACGGCAUAUUCACUGCCGGCCAGAGAACGUGGGGCGGGCCCCGUGCAGACGCUGCUACUGCAGAUGCGAAUACAACGGUGCAGCAAGCUGUCGAGCAGGCUGAGCAGACAGGAGAUGAUCUCAACGUCGUUCCAGAGACCUUCAUCCCAGCAGCUGAAGUGCAAAGACGGAAGAGCAAAGGAAAAGAGGCCGGUACCGUCCAAAGAUCCAAAAGCAACGUGCUACCUCCGGAGAAGGUCGAGGGUAAAUUUGCGGCCCCCGAGAAAAAGGCAAACGGAUUCUACGCAUAUCCAGAAGAGUCAACGUUCAGCUUCAAUACCCCAGAGGGUUCCGGUUCCGGUUCCCGUUAUGUUCUUCGCGAUCGUGAUUCGGUGGACAGUUUCUUAACUACUGGAAACAACUCGAUCUAUUUACCCCGGCGGGUGGAAAGUAUUAUGGGAGAUGAGGACCGGAAGAAGUACCAAAUGGCACAAGCUAGCCAGUACAACCAGUUUGUCGAGAAGUCGAAGAAGUUUGCUAUACCCCCACCGGGUCAAGUGUACGAAUUUUCCGAUCUUGAACUUGAAAAAAGGGGCUGGGAUGUGAAGGUGCCGGAAGGGGGCCAAACCGAACGCUAUAAAGACGACAGCAACGACAGCAUCCCCGAAUCGUCUUUAUCUCGCGCGCCCUCGCCCGGUCCCUUGUCGUCCUUACCGGCUGGUCAAGAUCCAUCACAACCUCCAGCUCGGGGUCUCGACGUACCUGGGGGGCACCAUCAACGGCGUAGUGGGAAUGGGGGAAGUCCUCUCAGGCGAGAUAUCUCAAUACACAAUGGCGAUGAGGGUGAGGAAGACAGACCCAGUUCGGGGCACAUGAAGUCGCGUAGACCGAAUUGA
Molecule: messenger RNA, 2439 nt
Organism: Daldinia vernicosa
Lineage: Eukaryota; Fungi; Ascomycota; Sordariomycetes; Xylariales; Hypoxylaceae
Product: glycosyltransferase family 2 protein
Exons: 3
Coding region: 1-2439 (812 amino acids)
Cellular component (GO): cell periphery; cell septum
Molecular function (GO): chitin synthase activity
Source: RefSeq, a predicted model, not a curated record